AUGUGCUAUGUGGGUAAAGCAACCAAGAUCUUCAUAUUCAUUGUCACUGUUCUAGUAGUUACUGGUCUUAUCUUGGGAUUUGGUUUACUAAGGCAUCACAAUCAAAAGACAGAUAACCAAUGUUCUGGUAAUUCUUGCGACCAAAAUCAGUAUCAAAGCCCUAUAAUUUACCCACCACCUACCUCCACUAACACCAAUACCCCAAUUUCACCAUUGCCAAUUUCAGUUCCUUCACAGCCUAAUACUCCAAAUCCUACCCCACCCCCACCAGAUGAAACACCUAAUUUAGCACCACCGCCUCCAGAUACAGUGGUUUCCUCACCGCCGGCGGUACCGCCACCGCCGCCAGUGCUCUCAUUAGCUCCGCCACCGACAUUGAGUCCUCCGGGUCCAGUUACAGUGUCGCCAGGUCCAGUACAAUCUUAG
Molecule: messenger RNA, 426 nt
Organism: Capsicum annuum
Lineage: Eukaryota; Viridiplantae; Streptophyta; Magnoliopsida; Solanales; Solanaceae
Product: proline-rich receptor-like protein kinase PERK2
Exons: 1
Coding region: 1-426 (141 amino acids)
Source: RefSeq, a predicted model, not a curated record